Dichomitus squalens LYAD-421 SS1 is the source of this 252-nucleotide messenger RNA. RefSeq lists its product as uncharacterized. The record is from RefSeq and is a predicted model, not a curated record. Bases 1 to 252 code for a protein of 83 amino acids. The transcript has 2 exons. NCBI's taxonomy places the organism in Eukaryota, Fungi, Basidiomycota, Agaricomycetes, Polyporales, Polyporaceae.
AUGGCUAUUCUCCAACCCGUGAAGCAUGCUUCGUAUCUAACAAACCCCGCUCCUACGACAGCGCAGCGGUUCAAGGCUUAUUCUUUGCCAGACACCUCACGAUCGCGACCCAAUAUCAUCCACCCUGGCGCACCGCGCUGGCGCAUACCGGCCGACCAACUGGAAGCCGCUGAUAUAGAUGGCACCCUGGAUGACAGAUUGCGUGCUGCCUUCCGUCCAUCGCCCUCAGACAGUCACCCAGCCUUCCACUAA